AUGGAAAAAGAUCUACAAAAUAAAACAGUCGUUAUUACCGGCGGCGCAACAGGCAUCGGCUAUGCAAUUGCAGACAAGUUUUUGAAUAAAAGAGCCAAAGUGGUUAUUCUUCUUGAUAUUGAUGAAGAAAAAGGCGCUGAAGCAGUUAAAACACUAGUAACUAAAUAUGGUGAUAAUAAAGCAGUCUUCUAUAAAUGUGAUGUCACAAAGGAUUUAGAAGCUGUAUACGAAAAAUUAAUUAACAAUUUUAAGGUAAUCAAUGUUUUGGUAAAUAAUGCAGGAAUACUAAACGAUUUAACCGUGAAGAAAACAAUGGAAAUUAAUGUCGUCGCAUUAUUAGAGUGGUCUUUUAAGUUCUGGGAACAUAUGAGAACCGACAAAUCCGGGAAAGGUGGUACAAUAAUCAAUUUAUCAUCAAUUUAUGGAUUUAGAUUCGACCAAUAUUUGCCAGUGUAUCAAGCAUCAAAAUCAGCUGUGAUGGCUUUUACAAAAUCAUUAGGACAUCGUUAUAACUUUACUAGAUUUGGUGUUCGAGUGGUAGCUAUUUGCCCUGGUUUCACUAAAACAAGUAUCGUCAUUGAUAUGAAGACAUGGAUUCCUGAAGUACAGGAAGAGUUUUUAACGUUUACAAAACAGCAACUUUGGCAAGAGGCUGAGGCGGUUGGGGAAGCAGCGGUGAACGUAUUCGAAACUGCAGAAAGUGGCACGGCAUGGCUGAUAGAAGGAGCAAAACCUAUUUCUGAAGUGUUUUGA
This is a messenger RNA of Parnassius mnemosyne (clouded apollo), 753 nucleotides long. Lineage: Eukaryota; Metazoa; Arthropoda; Insecta; Lepidoptera; Papilionidae. The record is from the annotation of a GenBank genome assembly.